AUGCAACUCAGCAUCGGCGUACUGCUGCUGGCCACGAUCUUUACCAGUAACAUUCAGGCCAAGCCUCUUCCGGCCAACUUCUUUGAAGUUGAGCGUCGAUGGUCACAAGGCCAGUCAGAGGCUCAGAUACACGCAACGCACCACAUACGAGAAGCGUCGCCGGCAUGGGCCGUCAAUCGCGACCGGGAGGUGGACGUCGACGAGUUUCAGUUCACCACUGAUGAGCGCACGAUGCGGGAACGAAGUCGUUGGCGGGAACAACAACGGAAACGGAUGAAUCAGCUAGGCCUCCUGACGCGGGUGAAGGACGCCAUAGCGAGGUCGAUGCCAGCUCGCCGAGCCGGGACUGUGCAGGAUGACUGGGAAGAGGAGGAAGCGCCUGUGCUAAAGCCAAGGAGAGGUAUUCGGUACCUUGUCAGGUCAUGA
Molecule: messenger RNA, 426 nt
Organism: Baudoinia panamericana UAMH 10762
Lineage: Eukaryota; Fungi; Ascomycota; Dothideomycetes; Mycosphaerellales; Teratosphaeriaceae
Exons: 2
Coding region: 1-426 (141 amino acids)
Source: RefSeq, a predicted model, not a curated record